This is a messenger RNA of Triplophysa rosa, 2988 nucleotides long. RefSeq names its product bone morphogenetic protein receptor, type IBa (gene bmpr1ba). NCBI's taxonomy places the organism in Eukaryota, Metazoa, Chordata, Actinopteri, Cypriniformes, Nemacheilidae. The record is from RefSeq and is a predicted model, not a curated record. The coding region runs from base 862 to 2433 and encodes 523 amino acids. Gene Ontology annotation, biological process: dorsal/ventral pattern formation; BMP signaling pathway; protein phosphorylation. Gene Ontology annotation, cellular component: signaling receptor complex; plasma membrane. The transcript is spliced from 12 exons. Gene Ontology annotation, molecular function: ATP binding; SMAD binding; transforming growth factor beta receptor activity, type I.
GACACACUUUAACGUUUAACACUUUACAAGCAUUUGUCCAUUAAACAUGUGACGGUCAUUUGGAGAAAACACAGAACAGACACAUUAGUGCUUGCUUGAUCUCUUGUUUUCUCUCUUCUUCACCCUCGGCUUUGCUCUCCUUCAUUCCUCUAAUUGGCACCUCAUUAGGGAAUUCAUGAUUGGAGGAUGAGGCAGGUGCCAGCGGAGCCUUGUUAGUGUGUGUGUGUGUGUGUGUGUGUGUGUGUGUGUCUUUGUUUAGGCAGAAUAAAUGUGAAGCUGAUUAUGUUCCAUUCACCCAUGUUGAACCCUGACACAUUCCCUCUGACGCACACACACACACCUCUGGCACUGCCAGUUGUACUGAGAACUGCACGCUACAUAGUAUUGUGUACUUUAUUUAGGGUGUGAUUUAUGAAGAUAAACACUACGGUGAUCACGUGGCCUUGUGAUAUGCUUGUUUGAUUCAGCCAGCACCGGUGCAGAGUACACAGCGUACUGCCGUACUGCAGCAGCAGUGGUAUGGAAGUAUGCCACUCUAAACACAGCCUGCACAAUGUUCCUUUGAAUGUUUGUCUCAUGUUUUUCUUGUGUUUCCAGCGCAGAGAGACGCAGUGUGAGUGUGUGAUGACACGUCAACAUGUGGAUGAGCGCAAACACGCUUUAGGUCAUUACAUUGACCUUUGACCUUUAUUCAGAGAGAGAGAGAGAGAGAGAGAGAGUGAGAGGGGUGACUCACAAACUCGGUAUGAAGCGGUGAUUCAGGCACUUUCUCACAUUCAGUACAAGACACACACACACACACAGACGGCAGAAGAGUGUGUGUUGGGCAGACAGUGGAGGGUCUCCACACACAGACAGAAGAUGUAUCUCAUGAGGAUCUGUGUGAUUGGACUUCUGGGACUGCUGAAGGAGAAUCUGGCUAAUGUUCUGGACAGCAUGCUGCUGAGGAAUUCUGGGAAGCUGGAGGAGGGUCAUGUGACAGGAAGUGCUGGAACGGCUCAUCCGAAGCAUUUCCUGUGGUGUCACUGCUACCAUCACUGCCCAGAGGACUCCAUCAAUAACACCUGCAGGACGGACGGUCACUGCUUUACUUUGGUAGAGGAAGAAGGAGGCGUCGCUGUGUUUACAUCAGGCUGUCUCGGUUCAGUGGGAUCAGAGUUUCAGUGCAGAGACACAGGAAACUCAAAACAGAGACGAUCACUGGAGUGCUGCACAGAUCAAGACUACUGUAACAGACAUCUACACCCAACACUACCUCCACUACACACACACAGUUUUGUGGAUGGAGACAUUCAUCACAUCGCUCUUCUCAUCUCAGUGGGCGUCUGUAGCUUCAUCCUCACCUUCAUCAUCAUAUUCUGUUACUUCAGGUAUAAGCGUCAGGAGCUAACACCACGGUACACUCUGAGUCUACAUCAGGAUGAGACGUUCAUUCCUCCCGGAGAAUCUCUGAGAGAUCUGAUCGAACAGUCUCAGAGCUCCGGCUCAGGGUCAGGCCUCCCCCUGCUGGUGCAGCGCACUAUAGCCAAACAGAUCCAGAUGGUGACCCAGAUCGGGAAGGGCCGCUACGGAGAGGUGUGGAUGGGUCGAUGGAGAGGAGAGAAAGUGGCCGUGAAAGUGUUUUUCACCACGGAGGAGGCCAGCUGGUUCAGAGAGACGGAGAUCUAUCAGACCGUCCUCAUGAGACAUGAGAAUAUACUUGGCUUUAUAGCAGCGGACAUCAAGGGAACGGGCUCGUGGACUCAACUUUAUCUCAUCACCGAUUACCACGAGAACGGCUCGCUGUACGACUAUCUGAAAUCCACCACGCUGGACAGCAGGUCCACGCUGAGACUGGCGUAUUCGUCCAUCUCGGGUCUCUGUCAUCUCCACACGGAGAUCUUCGGCACGCAGGGAAAACCCGCCAUCGCUCACCGAGACCUGAAGAGCAAAAACAUCCUGGUGAAGAGAAACGGGACCUGCUGUAUCGCUGACCUCGGCCUGGCUGUCAAAUUCAUCAGCGACACAAAUGAAGUGGACAUCCCGCUGAACACGCGCGUGGGCACCAAACGCUUCAUGGCUCCUGAAGUUCUGGACGAGACUCUGAACACAAGUCACUUUCAGUCGUACAUCACGGCAGAUAUCUACAGCUUCGGCCUCAUACUGUGGGAGAUCGCCAGGAGAUGCGUGUCUGGAGGUAUCGUGGAAGAAUAUCAGCUGCCGUAUCACGACCACGUUCCCAACGAUCCGUCAUAUGAAGACAUGAGAGAGGUGGUGUGCAUAAAGAGAAUACGACCGUCAUUCCCCAACCGCUGGACCAGUGAUGAGUGUUUAAGGCAGAUGGGGAAACUCAUGACGGAGUGUUGGGCUCACAGUCCCGCGUCUCGACUCACUGCCCUUCGAAUCAAAAAGACUCUGGCCAAGAUGUCAGAGUCGCAGGACAUUAAAGUCUGAGGACAGACCAACAGCGCGGAUGUCAAGUGAGAAACAGACACGCCAUCUCGCCCACCUGAGUCCUGCCGUGGGUUUGCCAGAGCAUCCACAAGCCAAGCGACGGAAGCAGAGCGACAGCCGUGUGUUCUCGCUGUGAAAUCUGCAUCAACGUGUGAUGUUAGUCGUCCACUAACUGAACCCGUGAGCACCGGUCAGUGGAUCUAAUGGAGCGAGACGGAGCUCACGUCUGGAGUCAGUUCAGGAAAACUCGUGUGUGUUGUUGUUGUUGUUGUUGGACUGGUCUCUUCAGCUUUUAUUCUUUUGAAUCGUGUUGUCACUAACCUUGUCAAACUGUCAUGGAACAAAUGUGACGGUUGAUGUUGAAAAUGUGUUUGAUGUCUUGAAAGCUGUUUGUUGGGCUGUGCCUUAUUUAUUGUGUAUGAGGAUAAAAACACGAAGGGAGCGUCGACGUGCUUGAAUAAAUGUUUGAAUAACACUGAAUUUGUUUUUUCAUACUUUAUCACUUUGGAUGAAUGUGUCUGCUACAGAAAACGAAUAAAUGCUUAAAAAAAGUAC